UCAGUGGAGGAUAAAGACGUGGCAGCGAGAAGGAAAUGGGGGAAUGAGUAAGGAAGCCUAUGGUAUAUAAUAUAGAUUAUGGUAUAUAUUAUAUAAUGCUAGUAACAGGUUUUCGCAACUGGGAGACUGGAUAUUGAGCGUUCCCCCGAGCUCAUGAAGACAUCUGUGAGAUGAGAUUGAUUCAGUGUGAGACAUCUAAAGAAAUAAAAGGGAAGUUGAAGCGGCAGACCCUAGGGAUUAUAAACGCUCUGUGAAUCAAGAUGUGUUCAAACAGGUGGAAUGGCAUUAAGAAAUCUUCUUCACCUAGAUUUAUUCCCAAAUGGAAGAACUUGAAACUCCUCAUAAGUGAUAUCUUGAAGGAUACAGAGACUGAUGAAGAAUCAAAGAAUAAUGCUGUUGUGCUGAGUGACUGGCCCGAGAUUCUCUACCAGGAGUCUCAACAUCCCAAGAACAAAGCUUUUAUCUGUUUCUACUCCAUUAAUGGCAACUAUUUUGUUUCCUUGGACUGGGUGGAGCCAUGCGAAAAUCAAGUGCAGGCAGUACUUUGGAUACUGAAAAAAGACACAGAAAACAAAGAAGUUUUAGAAAAGCUAAAGUUUCAUGUCAUGGUUCAAGUGCCACCCAUCAAAGCAAUGGUCCACACAGGUUCCUACCACACAUUAAUUGCUUACUGCGGUGACAUGCGUCUGUGGCUCUUUAGGGAUCACCAGCGAGCCUUCACAUUUCUGGGAACAGUUCCCUGUCGUUUCUCUAUCAGCUGCCUCUGCUAUGACUCGGAAACCAAGAUGCUUCUGUGUGGCACUACUGGUGCUGUCAUAACCUGGUUUCUCCUGCCAAAUGGCAGGGAACUCCAGUUGGCUCAAACAGUGCCUCUCACUGGUCCUGAGCUGGUACAAAGCUUUUCCCUGAAUGGCCCCCAGGGCUCCAUGCUUGCUCUGUGUGAGAAUGCAGUAAGAGUCUUCACACACCAAGGGCAGGGCCAGCUGAAAGAAGUAAAGAAGUUCACCCUUGUAACCAGUGGCUCCUCCAUCACUUGCUCCUUUACCUGUGUCUCUCAGGGCACUUUCUAUGCUGGAACCAGGGCUGGAGAAGUCCAUGCUUGGGCUUUAGAACGGGGUAACUUCCUUCACAGUUUCCAGGCCCAUUUGUCAUCAGUGAUAUGUGUCCACAGUCGGCCAGAGACUCACACAUUACUAACGGCAGGUGGUGAAGGGGUCAUGAGGGAAUGGAAUCUUGCAUCUGGAAGCUUGCUGCGACAGCUGACUAUUGACCAGGAUCUGCAGCAACUGCAGUUUAUUGACGAAAUCACUGUUUUCUGCCAGAGUACCUCUGCUUUCUCGUUGCAUCGCCUGCCCUACUUUUAUAACCUCUUCCAUGUCUGUGGCUCUGCUCCCCAGCAGGUGCAGCGUGUCUGCUGUGGCCACAAUUGGAAUAGGAUCUUCUGUGCCACUGAGGAUGGUUUAUUACGCUUCCUGUCUCCGGUAACAGGAGAUCUUCUGGUUAUCACCUGGCCUCUCCUUGUCAUGGAUAAGGCUGUGGCUUGGGCCUUUGACUCAGCAAGACAGGAACUCUUUGUGGCCACAGGUGGUUCAGAGGUGCUCGUAUUUGAUGCAACACGCUCUCCCUGCACAGCCAAGUAUCUUGUGUGCCUCUCAGGAAACUCCACAGAUAGAGUAAGAUGCCUGGCCUAUGGCAGGUCGCCUUUGGGAAAGAGGCUAGAUGGACUAAUGUUCUGUGGGCACGAGAGUGGUAUUGUGAGAAUCCUCUCCCACCACAAUUUUGCUCGAACAGAGAAGAUUGUUCACUCUGGGGCAGUGUUGACAUUGUGUACCUUGGAAAAUCCCCAGGAAAAGUCCUUACUCUGUUCCUAUGGUAAGGAUAACAUUGUACAUCUGACAGAGGCUGUGUUUCAGGAGAACAAAGUAAUCCUACAGCCUUUCAACAAAAUGAUCUGUGUUUGCCCACUGAAACAUGUGAAACUCUUGCCAGAUUCUGUAGGUGCCAUCACUGAGACCAGCUGCUGGCAACUCUGGCACUACCAAGACUUCCUGACAUCAUCAGAAUCAAAAAAAAGCUCUCCAUUUACACAGACAAAAUGUCUCCAUGAGUGUGCUAUCACAUCAUUUGAUGCCUGUUAUUCUCUGAAACUCUUUGUUACUGGCGGUGUUGAUGGCUCAGUUCGGAUAUGGGACUUCCUUGGUAGACUUGUAACUGAGUUGGACUCAGCAUUUCAUUUUGGUCCACUCUGCUUUGCCAAUAACCGAGGUGACCUUCUUUUGACUUUCAACCAGAGUAUUUACAUUGUAUCCUGCUUAAAAUUGCUUCCCCCAACUCAACUGAUUGACCUGGGUAACUUGAACACUGAAGAUGAAGUACAAGAGGUCCCUAAACCUUUUCUGCCUAGCUUCUUCUUUUUGUUUGAGAAGGUACUUGUACCCAAAUUUUGCUACCUUGGACAGGGGCUCCAGGAAAUCCAGGGGCUGGAGAUCCUUAUCAACAAACGAGCUAUCGCCUUUGACCACACGGUGCCGCAUGUUGUGGAGGAAGACCCACAAACGUCCUUUGUGAGUCAAGAGAGAUCAAAAUGGUCUUUCAUGGAGGAGAAGGAUAUUGAUAUAUGUACUCCAGAUCGUCUCCCUUUUGUGGCCCCUGCUCAGUUACAGCUAGCUGGCUGGGAAGGAUUCAAUGUCUACCACAUAGUUCGGCGCUUCUUUGGCAAAGGGCAGGCGUGGCCCUUUACUCCUGAUGGCUACAUCCCUAACUCAGUGAUCCGCGCAUGUCUUUGGCCUCAGGGUACUCUGGUUUUCCUAAGCUGUGAUCUGUACUCACUCUACAAAGAUAAGGACAUGGACAUGACAGAGCUCUUAAGGUUCCAGGCACUGCCACCUGAAACUCCGGAAGAUGAGAAAGUGUCACUGAGUAAACAAAAGGCUAAAUUCAAGGAGUGGCAAGGGUCUUCCUUUGAGCUUGAAAGUGUGGCAAAACAAAAUUGGAUGGGAAGAAAAUUCAGUGAAGGGAUUAUAGAAAAUUUAAUAGAGAAAAUCCUCAGCCUCACAAUUUACUGUUCUGUAGAGGAAUACAAGAAAUAUUUCAGUGUCCUGGCGCAAAUAUUUGCCACUUACCAAAUCCCUUCAAGGUUGUGUACUGACACAGCCUGUCAACUCCUGAAGGAUACAAUCCAUUCCAAUCCACAUAUCCGUGAGCUAGCCUGGGAGAUGUUAGAGAGGCUAGGCAUCAUGAACCGUUGUUUUGUUAUUCCACUCACUAUGGGAUUGAUGGAUGUUGAUAAAAAUGUGCGGACUAAGGUCUUACAUCUUCUGAGAAGAGUAACAGGUAUCCAAACCAAGACCAUGCUGAUACGUGUGCUGAAAAAAUCAGAAACUCUCCAAGAAAUGCAGAUGGAAAUUAUUGGGGAUUCCUCUCUGGGCCAGCUGAUGGACAUUCAAGAUAGUGAUAUACAACGCCUACAUACUCAGGUGGAGCAGCGACUAAAUGAAAACCUGACCAUGUCACAUAAAGACAGAUCAUUUUCUUUUUCUUUAGACUUAUCAAUAGAGGACCAACUUAAGAGCUUUGAUGAAGAAACAAUCAUACCUUUAUCAGAAACUCUAAAGAUCUCUAAAUGGAGAGAAAUGAAGAAACGUGUACAAGCAAAGAACAAAACACUCAUUAAAAAGGACUUGAGAGUUGCCAAGAAACCCAGAAAAGCAGAAUUGAGAAAGAUUGCUUCUGUGUUGGUGAUUUCAGAGGAUGUGGCUGAACAAAGAGAAGAAGUAGCUGAACAAAGAGAGGCCAAGAGAUCAGAACAAUUUGACACCCAGGAUGUUGCCCUAGAGCCAAAGCUACCACUAAGUACUUUUAUCCCAGUCACACCCAAGAUAGAUGAUAAAGAAAAGGAGGUGGUAUUGGAAGUUAUGGAAAGUACAGAAUCUCUUGUGGUCACAGAGGAUGUGGAGCCCACAGAUCAACCUAGAAUGGAAGAUGAGACACAAGUUAUCUCUAAAAUGAAAAAACAAGACCGUGUGAAAGAGCUUUGGAAAAGGGCAAUUAAGAAAGGUUAUGCAAUAGCAAUUAUGCUACGGAAAGAGAAAGAAGAUACAAAGGAUAUUUCAGAGGCAAUCACAAAAGAAUCCAUGGAAGAACUCAUACAGGUUUCUGAGCAACAAAAAGAUAAAAGGAAGAAACCUGGGAAGAAGGUCCAUGGCGUUGCUGGGACCCCUGGACGUAUAGGCAAAUUAGACACUAGUUCUUGGCGAAAUGACAUUAGCUAUCUUGUCACUUCCAGGAUAGCAAGUUCCAAUCCAGAUAUGUUAAAAGAUCUGAGUAAAGAAUUGGUGGAUCUGGCUCGGGUGAUGCUUGCUGGCCAGCAGCCUAGCUGGGAUCUCUUCCAAGAAAUCUGUCCCUUUUUAGAGGACUCAAAGUCAUUGUCAUCAAAGUUGGAUGACAGAGUAGUGGAAGAAACAGAAACAGCAGUUAUAGAAGAUAUCAAGGAAGAAGAGAAAGUCAUACCAAGAGGAAAAGGGGAUAAACCAUCAAAAACUCAAAAAGUUAAGAAAGUCUCUUUCUUAGAAGAUCACCUUGCUUUAGAGAAAAGGAAGUUUAAAGCUGCAGUAAGGAAGCCAGCUAAGCAAGAAGGAGAACUAGUUAAGGAAGAAAGGGAACCGACAAAGAAAAAAUUAAUACAAGGAAAAGAGAAAUUGACCAAAGAUGAGAAGAACUUGAUCCAUCCAGAAGAGAAAAUGGCUCCAGAAGAAGAAAUACCUGCUUUUUCACAAAAGAAAUUAACUACAGAAGAGCAGAUGCUGGUUUUAGAAGAAAGGAGACUGACUGGAAAAGAGAGGGAGCCACUAGCAAAAGAAACGAAAGGGAUCCAGGAAGAGGGGAAGCCCUUCUUGGAAUGGGAAGAGACUAUACAGGCUCAGGAGCAAAGCAUACAAACCAGGGAAGAAAGGCAAUUGUCCCAGAAAAAGAAGGAGCUGGGUAAGAAGGAGGAACCGGUCAGCGAAGAAGACAAACUGUCCUGGGAAAAGGAGAAUCUAACAGGAGAAGAACUGACUUGGGAAGAGGAAGAACUGUCUGGAGAAGAGGAGGAAUUAACCCCGGGCAUAGAGAAACAGUUCCGGACUCUUCCUGGAGUUGCCCUGGACAUCCGGAGUGCGGAGUGCGCAAGCGCAGACCGCCCGGGCACCGGCGCCGUGAGGAGAAUUCGCAGCCGGUCCAGGGCCUUCACUCGCCGGGAAGGGUCGCGUCUCGGGGGAAUCGUGGCCUGGUUGUCUGAGAGGGGAAUCCUGGCUGAAUGUGAAGGUCAUCGUGUGGAAGCGCUGUGGUAA
Molecule: messenger RNA, 5330 nt
Organism: Ochotona princeps (American pika)
Lineage: Eukaryota; Metazoa; Chordata; Mammalia; Lagomorpha; Ochotonidae
Product: WD repeat-containing protein 87-like
Exons: 7
Coding region: 261-5330 (1689 amino acids)
Molecular function (GO): protein binding
Source: RefSeq, a predicted model, not a curated record